UUCUAAACGACGCCAUUUUGUCAAAGGAGAUCGAGGRAGCUCAGCRUUCUUGACUCUUUUAGUUGAAAAUGUCGCGUGGUGGAACUAGGGUGUACUUUGGAAGACUUCCAAGAGAUUGUAGAGAAAGAGAUUUAGAGAAAUUCAUUCGUGGAUAUGGCCAUUAUCGUGAAAUUAGUAUAAAACUUGGCUACGGCUUCGUGGAAUUUGAAGAUUCAAAAGACGCAGACGAUUGUGUGUACGAUUUAAAUGGCAAAGAACUUUUAGGAGAAAGAAUUGUAGUGGAGCAUGCUAGGAAUCCUGUUCGCAGUGUAGAUUAUGGAUAUCGCAGCCGUGAUAGCUCAGGAUACAGUAGCAGCAGGUCAAGCAGAAGGGAUCCUCCAAGAAGAGGAAGAACCCCACCAGUCAGAACAGAGCAUAGAUUAGCUGUUACUAAUCUCUCUUCACGCUGCAAUUGGCAGGAUUUAAAAGAGUACAUGAGUAAAGCUGGGGAGGUCACAUUUGCUGAUGCCCACAAGAGAAGACAAGGAGAGGGGGUUGUAGAGUUCUCAUCUAAAGAUGACAUGAAAACUGCCAUGAAAAAACUAGAUGACACCGAGUUCUUUGGAAGACACAUUAAACUUAAAAUAGAAAAAGUUAAGACUAGACGAUCAACUAGCAGAAGCAGRAGUAGAAGUAGGAGUCCAAGAUCUCGUCGCAAGAGCCGUUCUCGAUCCCGCUCAAGAUCUCCCAAACGCCGCCGCCGUUCAUCAUCACCCCAUCGCAGAUCAAAACACUCCAGAUCACGUUCAACAUCCAAAUCUCCAUCAAAAGACAAAAAAGCCACUUCCAAAUCACGCUCCAAGUCACCUGAUGAAAGAUCUAGAUCUGGGUCUCCAAAGAAAGAUCAAGAAAAUGGCGAUGAUGAUAUGAAAGAUGUUGACGAAGUUGAUGAUGAACAAGAAGAACAGGCUGACCCUGUGCAAGAGAAUGGCGAUGACGAAAAUGGAGAAGAGCAGGAAAAUGCUGACGAUGAUGAUGCUGAUAAGAAGGACAUUGAUGCCGAUGAUGAUGGUGAUGAUGCUUAGUUCAAUUACACUGAUUGUUUUAUUCGUGUUUGCAACAUGCAUGUCACAUUCAUGUAAAUAUCUUGUCUUGUAAUGUGGGGUUUUUGCUCACUAUUGCAGUAAUGUAUCUGUUAAUGUUUGAAGUCAGUGAUUUUGUACAUGUAAUUGUUAACUUUUUUAAUUUAAUCAUGUUACUGCGUUUUCAAUUCAUUAUACUUAUACUGUAAAACACUAUUCAAUUAAUACUGUGGACAUGAUUUCACAAUUCUUGUAAUGAAAUACUUAUGGAAUAUUAAUUUUGUCAAUGUUACUACCUCAACAGUUCAGUAACCCAUUAUCAAAUCAACUAGAAAACUUAGAAAUCUAUGUAGAAAUAGUAUGAUUAGAUAUUGUAUGAUUGUAUUUAUGUAACUAAUAUGUAGUUUUUUUUAUAGUCAUUAGUAAGUUAUAAUAGUCUUUGAAUAUUAUCCAAUAUAAACAUUAUUCAUUUCCUGUAGAAGUCCAUUGGAAUUUUUGUUUUCUCAAAAGUAUGCAUGUAAUAAUGUUGUAUUUUUCACAACAGACUGUACUUAUAUAAUGUUAUUUGUUUGUAACUUUGUUUAGACAGCUCUUUAUUCCUUGUAGACAGGCAUUGCAAGUGAUGAUAAGUCCUUCAAAAUGUGCAUGUCUAUUUUUAAUCUUUUUUAAGGAACCACAACAGCUUGAAGCAAUAAAUGGCUUGAUAUAAAUGUA
This is a messenger RNA of Exaiptasia diaphana, 1775 nucleotides long. RefSeq names its product serine/arginine-rich splicing factor 5. The record is from RefSeq and is a predicted model, not a curated record. Gene Ontology annotation, molecular function: mRNA binding. Bases 69 to 1064 code for a protein of 331 amino acids. Gene Ontology annotation, cellular component: ribonucleoprotein complex; nucleus; cytoplasm. The transcript is spliced from 8 exons. Lineage: Eukaryota; Metazoa; Cnidaria; Anthozoa; Actiniaria; Aiptasiidae.